Messenger RNA from Scheffersomyces stipitis CBS 6054, 1191 nucleotides. RefSeq names its product hyphally regulated cell wall protein (gene HYR6.1). NCBI's taxonomy places the organism in Eukaryota, Fungi, Ascomycota, Pichiomycetes, Serinales, Debaryomycetaceae. The record is from RefSeq and is a predicted model, not a curated record. The transcript has a single exon. The annotation marks the transcript as partial.
AUGUUGUUUCGAAAAUACAUUCUUGCAGUGCUUACCUUGAUAACUAGCGUGAUGGCUAGAACUAUCACUACAAAUACUAUAGAUCGUGGGGCUAUCUCUCUUGGACUUGGGGAUACAAUCAUUGAAGAUGGCGUCUAUUGGUCAAUCAUCGAUAACCUAGCUACCGCAUUUGCAGGUAAUGUUGAUGUCGGUUCUGGCUCUGGAUUAUAUAUCAGCGGUCUCAAUCCUUUACUUUCUAUGCUGGUAACUCUUUUGCUGGGUUCUCUUACUAAUGACGGUAUUAUAUCUCUAAAUGCGGUCCAAUCUUUACUCGCUCCAACAUACAGUCUUGUCGGUAUCUCGUUCACCAAUAAUGGUGAAAUGUACUUAGGCGCAGACGGUUCAUUCGGUUCACCUAAUAUCCAGAUUACCGCCCCAAUAUGGAACAAUAACGGUUUGUUGGUUUUCUAUCAAAAAACAAGAUCUUCAGCAAGUAUAGAAUUGGGUACAUCGGGUCUUGACAUAAAAAAUAACGGCCAGAUUUGUUUUUUCAAUGAAUUGUACACUCAGAGAACGAAUAUUGUAGGGACUGGUUGCAUUACUUUAGAUGAAAACUCCAGUAUUUUCUUAUCGAAUACCCUUUUGAAUAUUGACACCAAUCAGGUCUUUUAUUUGGCAGAUUCUGCUUCUUCCAUCCAAGUUCAUGCCAUCAGUUUUUCGAAGACAUACAAUGUAGCUGGCUUUGGAAAUGGGAACAAAAUUGGUUUAGAUGUCACACUUGUUAAUCUUCCUCCUUUACUCAAUGGUUAUACAUACGAUACAAAAACCGGUAUCUUGACUCUUCGUGGUGGCGGCGUUCUACUGCCCAUGAACUUCAAUAUUGGUUUAGGUUACAAUCCAUCUCUAUUCAAAAUUGUCACUGAUGACAACACAGGAAUAAUUCGGAUUCCUGCUGGUGCAGUAACCUACUCUGGUCCUCCACCAAAUUCAGUUCCAUCGGUAUGUCAACCAUGCAAGAAACUUCCACCUGCUCCAGGAACAAGUGCCACUGAGUUCACCACUACUGCAACUUCCACCAAUUCUGAUGGAUUUACAUGUACAGAAGUUGAUGACAUCAUAGUUUCAACAGACAAAAGCAACUCUUGGUUCACCAGUACAUCCACUAUUACUGCUGGGUGCAUUUCUAAUCCCACAAACACCAUCACGUCCACA